Molecule: messenger RNA, 426 nt
Organism: Rotaria socialis
Lineage: Eukaryota; Metazoa; Rotifera; Eurotatoria; Philodinida; Philodinidae
Source: the annotation of a GenBank genome assembly
AUGGGAGAAGAUAUCGAUAAUCGACCAAUUCGACGAAUCUUGCAAAUUGAUCUCGGUCUUAAACCUUACAGAAAACGUAAACUACAUGGACUAUCAGCGAAGGAAACGGUGGCUAGGCUUAAAAGAUAUAUUCCUGAAAAUAUAAGAACCGUGCAGCGGUUUCAGCACUCGGGAUCCACCAUGGUAUGGGGUGCUGUAUCCUACAACGGUAAAAUCACAUUGAAAUUCAUUGAAGAGGGUGUUAAAAUCAAUACAAAACAUUAUCAAAAUGAAAUGUUGCGAUCCACAUUAAUGCCCAACAUCAGUACGUUGUAUUCAGAUAAUCAAUGGAUAUUCCAGCAAGAUUCAGCUCCUGCUCAUAAAGCAAAGUCAACACAGCAAUGGUUAGUCGACAAUUGUCCAGAUUUUAUCAGUUCCGAAGAAUGA